Talaromyces amestolkiae is the source of this 1581-nucleotide messenger RNA. RefSeq lists its product as uncharacterized. Bases 1 to 1581 code for a protein of 526 amino acids. The record is from RefSeq and is a predicted model, not a curated record. Gene Ontology annotation, cellular component: membrane. The transcript has 4 exons. Gene Ontology annotation, molecular function: carbohydrate:proton symporter activity. Lineage: Eukaryota; Fungi; Ascomycota; Eurotiomycetes; Eurotiales; Trichocomaceae. Gene Ontology annotation, biological process: transmembrane transport; carbohydrate transport.
AUGGGAGUGACAGAAACCGAGCUCGCUGCUGGCGCACAGCUUGCUGCAAUUCUCCCAUCGAACGGCCGGCCAUGGUACCGCACGUGGUAUCUUGUCCAACUCAACGUGAUCCUCCUCGUCCCCUUGAUCUCGUCUGCCUCCGUCGGAUAUGAUGGUUCGAUGAUGAACGGUCUCCAAACUCUUACUCAAUGGCGCGCGUUCUUCAAUUAUCCAACAGGCGCUGUGCUCGGUCUCAUGAAUGCUGUCUACCCCUUGGGAAAAGUUGUCUCUUUGCCUUUCGUGGCGUUUGUCUCUGAUCGUUUUGGCCGCAAGCUUCCUCUGGUUUGUGGAUUGAUCGGAUGCGUUGCGUUCAGCAUUAUGCAAGGUCUCGCACAUAACUUCGCCACUUUCGUGACUGCCCGUGCCUUGCUAGGGUUCUGCACGAGCUUCAUCAGCCAACCAAGUCCUAUCCUAGUUGCAGAGCUCGCUUAUCCCUCUCACCGUGGCAAAAUGACCGCCCUGUACAAUACUUUUUACUACUUUGGUGCCAUUUUUGCCGCGUGGUGUACCUACGGUACCUUCAAGAUCAACAGCGAAUGGAGCUGGCGAAUUCCUUCCCUUCUCCAGGGGGCCAUCCCCCUCCUCCAGCUCGCCGGUGUCCUGCUCCUUUCAGAGUCUCCCCGUUUCCUUGUCUCUAGAGGCAAGCACGAACAAGCUCGUAAAGUCUUCGCAGAUCACCACGCCGGCGGCAAUCUCAACUCCCCCCUCGUUCAAUUCGAAAUGAACCAGAUCGAAGAAUCCCUACGAAUAGAAUCCGAAACUCUAUCCACCACCUCCUGGCUAGAUCUCAUCCGCACCAAGGCAAAUCGCAAACGAACCAUGAUAGCGAUUAUAGUGGGCUGGUUCAGUCAAUGGAACGGUGUCGGCGUCGUCAGUUAUUACAUAACCUUGGUCCUGAACACGAUCGGCAUCACAAAAACUCAUGAUCAAGCCCUCAUCAACGGCCUUCUCCAAGUUUUCAACUGGCUCAUCGCGACUUUCCUUGGAGCCUUGAUGAUUGACCGCGUUGGGCGACGAAAGUUAUUCUUAGUGUCCACCGCAGGCAUGCUUGGCAGCUACAUCAUCUGGACUGCUCUAACAGCGCAUUUCGUCGCGAGCAAGUCUGAAACUGUGGGACGGGUAGUUGUGGCUUUUAUAUUCAUAUACUACUUCUUUUACGAUAUUGCUUGGACCCCACUACUACAGGCAUACCCAGUUGAGAUCUUUCCCUACACUCUUCGCAGUCGCGGGUUGACUGUCAGCUACAUAUCUGCUUUUACUGGUCUCAUCGUAGGCAACGAAGUGAAUUCUAUUGCUAUGAAAGCUAUUGGGUACAAGUACUACAUUGUAUUCUGCUGUCUUUUGGCGUUGUUGUUGGUCAUAAUUUACUUUCUGUUCCCUGAGACUAAGGGUCAUUCAUUGGAGGAGAUCACCGAAGUGUUUGAGGGCAAACGAGAAGAUCCCACUAAUGACAAGCUCCGUGAAGACGAGAACGAGGAAGAUGCCGAGCUGGGAAAGAAGCAUGAAGCUACAACGACUCAGGUCGAGGAUGCCACCCACUAG